ACCAAUCAGAACGUGGCAAGUCAGACAAAUUGUAGACCCGAGAAGGCGUCAACGCUGCGAUUAGCGACGCGUUUAUUAGCUGGUAAGAAACCACAAAGCCGAAAGGCCCACCUGCGGUGAUAAAUUGAGAUUGAACCGGGCUCUUUGAAUUGGAUGACAUUUAAACAAAUACAGAACCAAAUUGUCAAAUCGGUGCUUAUUACCAACGAGGCCUAACCGUCUUCCGACAAUGAGCAAGACUGCGUUGCUGCUCAUUGUGCUCCUCGCCGUUGCCCACUUGACGAUUGUAUGCCGAUGUGAAGAUGAAGAAUACGAGGAUGGGGAGGACGACAGCGACGAAGAGGAGGGAGGUGACGAGGAGGACGACACUGAAGUCAAAGAGGAGAAUGGAGUGCUGGUUCUUACCGAUGGCAACUUUGACACGUUCAUGGAGGGCAAAGACACCGUGCUCAUUGAGUUCUAUGCGCCAUGGUGCGGCCACUGUAAACAGUUUGCACCAGAGUACGAGAAGAUUGCGCAGACCCUAAAGGAGAACGAUCCCCCCAUCCCAGUGGCGAAAGUGGAUGCCACCGAGGCCAAGGACCUGGGGAGCAGGUUCGAGGUGUCGGGCUAUCCCACCAUCAAGAUCUUGAAGAGAGGCCAGCCUGUGGACUACGAUGGAGACCGGACGCAGAAGGCUAUCGUGGCCCGUGUCCAAGAGAUCGCGCACCCUGACUGGAAGCCUCCACCUGAGGCCACGCUGGUGCUGACCAAGGACAACUUUGAUGAGACGGUCAACAACGCCGACAUCAUCCUGGUGGAGUUUUACGCUCCGUGGUGUGGACACUGCAAGCGUUUGGCUCCCGAGUACGAGAAGGCAGCCAAGGAGUUAAGCCGGCGCUCGCCGCCCAUCCCCCUGGCCAAAGUGGACGCCACGGUGGAGAACGAGGUGGCCUCCCGCUUCGACGUCAGCGGCUACCCCACCCUCAAGAUCUUCAGGAAGGGCAAAGCGUUUGAGUACAACGGGCCCAGAGAGCAGCACGGUAGGCGGCGUCGGCGCCGCACGCCGACGAUGUCGACUCGCGCUCAGUCGCCGCUUUGCCUCCUUGCCCCCGCAGGCAUCGUGGACUACAUGAGCGAGCAGGCGGGGCCUCCCUCCAAGCAGGUGCAGGCCGCCAAACAAGUGCAGGAGCUUCUGAAAGACGGCGACGACGUGGUCAUCGUUGGCAUCUUCUCCAGCGAGCGGGAUGCGGCGUACGAGACCUACAUCGAGGCUUGCAACUCGCUCAGGGAAGACUUCACCUUCCGUCACACCUUCAGCGCCGAGCUGGCCAAGCUGCUCAAAGCCUCGCCCGGUCACGUGGUCGUCACUCAGCCAGAAAGGUUCCGCUCCAAAUAUGAGCCGGCCUCCCACGCUCUCCUGGUCCAGGACUCCACAUCGGUGUCGGAUUUGCAAGAGUUCUUCAAGAAGCACGCGAACCCUUUGGUGGGCCACAGAAAGCCGAGCAACGAUGCCAAGCGCUACGCUAAAAGGCCGCUCGUCGUUGUGUACUACGGAGUCGACUUUAGCUUCGACUACAGGAAAGCCACACAGUUCUGGAGAUCCAAGGUGCUGGAAGUGGCCCGGGAGCACCCCGAGUACACGUUUGCCAUCGGUGAUGAGGAAGACUACGCGGAGGAGCUGAAGAGCCUGGGCCUCAGCGAGAGCGGCGAGGAAGUCAACGUCGGCAUUCUGGCCGAGGGCGGUAAAAAGUUCGCCAUGGAGCCCGACGAGUUUGACUCUGACGUGCUGAGGGAAUUUGUUAUGGCUUUCAAAAAGGGAAAGCUGCAGCCCAUCAUCAAGUCGCAGCCCGUGCCCAAAAACAACAAAGGAGCGGUGAAGGUCGUGGUGGGAAAGACCUUCGACGAGAUCGUCAUGGACCCCCAGAAGGACGUCCUCAUCGAGUUUUACGCGCCUUGGUGCGGACACUGUAAAAAACUGGAGCCCGAGUUCUUGGCCCUGGGCAAGAAAUACAAAGCCGAGAAGAACUUGGUGAUCGCCAAGAUGGACGCCACCGCUAACGACGUUCCAAACGACGAGUACAAAGUGGAAGGCUUCCCCACGAUAUACUUGGCCCCGAGCGACGGGAAACACAAGCCCGUCAAAUUUGAAAGCGGCGACAGAACAGUGGAUGCCUUGAGUCAAUUCUUGGAAGAGCACGCCACAAAGUUGACACACGCACGAGAUGAGCUUUGAGAAGAUCACGUACGGACUGCGACGGUUCGGGGGACAUGCGGAAGUGUUACUGAGUUGCCGUGACGAUGACCGAGUUCAUCCAACAUUUUCGUUCAUUCUUUCAUUUGU
This is a messenger RNA of Hippocampus zosterae (dwarf seahorse), 2323 nucleotides long. It is a transcript of the gene pdia4, whose product is annotated as protein disulfide isomerase family A, member 4. Gene Ontology annotation, biological process: response to endoplasmic reticulum stress; protein folding. Gene Ontology annotation, cellular component: cell surface; endoplasmic reticulum; endoplasmic reticulum lumen. Gene Ontology annotation, molecular function: protein disulfide isomerase activity. The record is from RefSeq and is a predicted model, not a curated record. The coding region runs from base 230 to 2215 and encodes 661 amino acids. The transcript has 9 exons. Lineage: Eukaryota; Metazoa; Chordata; Actinopteri; Syngnathiformes; Syngnathidae.